This is a messenger RNA of Cyprinus carpio (common carp), 3925 nucleotides long. It is a transcript of the gene mtmr14, whose product is annotated as myotubularin related protein 14. Gene Ontology annotation, biological process: dephosphorylation. NCBI's taxonomy places the organism in Eukaryota, Metazoa, Chordata, Actinopteri, Cypriniformes, Cyprinidae. The record is from RefSeq and is a predicted model, not a curated record. Gene Ontology annotation, molecular function: phosphatidylinositol-3-phosphate phosphatase activity.
AAGUAUUGAUCACAUGAUCACUUCAGUUUCCUGUUUACUUCUGGCCCUGCUUAAAGUUCCUUAGCUAUAUCAAACACGGAUAGAUUCCAUUGCAACAUUACAAACUGCUUUAUACAUAGCCGAUCGUUUUGGCGUUGUAAACAACACUGAAUGUUUUGUCUCCAGAUCGAAAUCAAGUCGAUUACAAAACUCAAGGAUAAAAAGUCGUGCGGAUUUCCUGUGAUUGGCGACCGGGUGUUGUGAUUUUGUGGGAUGCGGUUUUUUGACGUGAGUGCUGGGAAAGAAAAGACACACCGAAACGGGGCUUUCAUUAUAAAUGAGUUACAGAACUCUUUCUUUUUGCUGAUUGGGGAAAUAAUAGCGGCGAGAAGUCUUGAAGUCUUCCUCGUGACAUCUAGUACCGCCGGUAAAGGGCUAUUUUGAUCACCAGGACUGUGGAGGGGAAUCAUCCCGCCAGGACCCUGAACUCGGGACGCGCCACCCGCUCCGGCCCCGGCGCCUUAAAGCGGGCGGUGAGGAAGAAGCUUGCCCUGAAGGGAUGGCCUGGAGGAUCCUCUCGGCCCCAGGGUGCUGCGCUAUAUAGUGAAGGGCGGGUUCGGAUCGAGCAGAAGGCGGGUGACGGGUCUAUGAUGGCUAGCCGGAGCGAGGAGAUAACCGAUCUGAUCUAUGUGUUCUCUAAGAGUCAGUACAGAGCGAAGGAGGUCACCCCGUCGGUAGAGAGAAUAGAGAAGCGAUAUUUGGAGCUGUUUGACCGGGACUACAAGUACAGUAUCAUCCACAACACCAAUGGGGACGUGUGUGGUCACUACCCGCGGAAGAUUGUGUUUCUGGAAUAUGAAUCUUCAGAUAACAAUAAAGAGAGCUUUGAGAGUACAUUGCAGAUCAGUAGGUUGCAGGAUCUGGUGAACCGCAGUAAGAUGGCUCGCUGUAGAGGGAGAUUUGUCUGUCCAGUCAUCCUCUACAAUGGAAAGCAUGUGUGUCGAUCAUCCACACUAGCAGGUUGGGGCGAACUUUAUGGACGCACUGGAUACAACUACAUUUUUUCAGGGGGUUCAGAUGACACCUUUGGUGAUGCUGAAGAGGUUCUGGAGGAUGACUGUGCAGUUCGGAAUAAUGAUUCACAGUUGUUUGAUAAGGUUAGGGGCUCUGACAUUAAGCUGUUGAAGUAUUUGUCUGUACGCUACAUCUGUGACCUCAUGGUAGAGAAUAAGAAGGUCAAGUUUGGCCUCAAUGUGACUUCCUCAGAAAAGGUGGACAAGGCCCAACGCUAUGCUGACUUCACCCUACUCUCUGUGCCUUAUCCAGGAUGUGAAUUCUUCAGGGAAUAUAAAGACAGAGAUUACACCGCAGAAGGGCUUGUCUUCAACUGGAAUCAGGACUAUGUGGAUGCUCCUCUGACAAUCCCUGCUUGUUUUACAAAAAACCUUAACAUCAACUGGAGUGAAUAUCAGUCAUGGGACCUGGUGCAGCAGACUCAGAACUAUCUGAAACUGCUUCUACAUAUCAUCAACUCUGAUGAUGAGAACGGUUUACUGGUGCACUGUAUAUCAGGCUGGGACAGGACACCUCUCUUCGUAUCUCUGCUCAGACUUUCUUUGUGGGCGGAUGGUGCCAUUCAUGCCAGUCUGGAGCCGUCUGAGAUCCUUUACCUGACUAUCGCAUAUGACUGGUUUCUUUUUGGUCACAUGCUGCCUGAUCGGCUCUCUAAGGGGGAGGAGAUUUUCUUUUUCUGCUUCAAUUUUCUGAAGCAUAUUGUUUGUGACACAUUUUCAGUCAUAAAAAAACAAAGAAGAAAAAAUUCUCAAUUCAAAGAUGCUGACUUCACAGUCGAUGACCUCUGCCAGUUAAAGCCAAGAGAUCGGGGUAGUGUGACAAGUUUGAGCAGUGAUUUCUCUCUUAUCACAGAAGAGACAUCUGCUCCAUCCAGUCUACUUGCAGAAGCUACAGACCCGAUUACCACUGGACCUCAGGCUCCUAAUGGGAGGAAAGGCAUGCCAUUGUCUUCUCAUCCUGGGCAUUGGAACCGACCGAUCACUUCAGAGGAAAGAACACCUAAUGUAAUGACUGAGGCCAGUCCUCUGGGGUCCUUUAAGUCCUCAAGCUCUUCCUCAUCCAACCAUUCAGAUCAAAAUGUUUUACGGACAGGAAGCACCCCGUUAGCUGUACCAGGAAGGAGGCCAGUGGUGGAAUAUGCUCGGUCAGGCUCCUCGCUGUCCACAGAUUAUGGCAGUUGGCAGAUUGUGUCAGGAUGUGGGAGCAUCCAUGAUCUUCCUCCAGUGCCCUCAGAGUCUCCUCUUCCAUUCAGCUUCCAGGACGAGGGUCCCAGCGGACGAAUGUGCACAUUUGUACCUGAAAGGCAAGUGAGGUUGGAGGCAGUGAGGGAGCUGUUCCUUGCAGCUUACAGCUCUACAGUGGGACUCAAGUCAUCGGCUUCAAGCCCUUCUGGUGCCAUCUCAGGCCUCCUGGAGCAGUUUGCCCGUGGGGUCGGCCUUCGUGGCACUAAUGCCAUUAUCUGAGUCUUCCAUUGUUGUGCCCAUAAAUUUCACUCAACUUACACACCCUCAGGACUUUUCAUGUCAUCUUUUUUGUCUCCUCUGCAUCUUGAUGUGGCACCAUAUCUACCACAUCAGGAGUACCUAAUUUAUUGGUGAAACUGUACAGUGUAUUCUUUCAUACCCUCUUCCAUGUGUUAGCCUCCAGCAGCUCCUCUCUUCUCACCCUUAUUCUCUGCUCUCACUUAUUCCAGUGCAAUCCUCUAACUGCAGAAAGGAAAAGUGCCAAAUCUAAAUACAGGGCUACAUUAAACUGACUUUUUUUUCUUUUACUUUUUGUUCUCUACAGACCAAAUAAUACCAUACGUCCAUUUGUUUUCUAAUUUAGAUUUUAAUUUGAGCUAUUUAUCGUCUUACUUUUUUUGCGUGUUGCACAUUUGUACUGUAAUAGGGAAAAAUAGAGAGUGGCAGAAAAGGGAAAAUUAUCUCAUUAUCUCAAAAAUAAAAAAAUGCUUAAAAUUAUAUUUCUUGGGACAAAAAGGUCAUUGUAAUUGAGAAAGAAUGAUUUAUUCGCCCUUUUUAAUGGCUUGUUUUAUUUUAGUUGCUGACUGUCUUGUACACUUAAAAGACAUUUCUCUAAAGACAGUCAGUUGUUUAGUGGUAGUUUUAGAAAUGGCAACAGUUUGGGCAGUGGUAAUGUAAGACAACAUCAGUGUUCUUUUAAUUAACACCUUUUUGAAUCAUUUAAUAAGUUAUGAAUUUAAUUAAUUUUUGUUGUCUCUUGAUUAUUUUUUAACUGUAUCAUUCAAGUACACAAAAUUGUAAAGAUAAAUUUAAUCAAGAGCUCCUCUAUACAGAGCAGCAGUUCAUGUCCUGCACUCACUUUUUCUUAAAUCGUUCUUCUUAUUAGACAACGUUUUUUUCUUGUGAAUGAUUUGGGGUAAAUGCCUCAAAAUAACUGAUUUGCCUUGGCAGCAGAUAUUGAUGAAUGGCUUUAAGAUUGUACUUGAAUUCAAGGAUUGAAAACACGGAAUUUGUAGUAUUUUGGAUAUAAAACCAUGGUGGCCUCUUUACCUCAGGGCCUUUUAUUGUGCCUUUUGUUCUUAUGGAGAUACGAUUCUGUUUUCAUGCACAGCUGUAUUAUCUUGCUUUUAGAUUUAAAACAUGCCUUGAUAUGUAUCUGUUUCUCUUUUUGUUCGUUUAUAACAGAAACAACAUCCUUGUGUACUGUAGCAGCUUCUUGUGUUGGGCAAAAUUCAGACUUAAAUUGUUGAAGACUAUACGAACUCCUUGUCAAAUCAUGUGUGAUUUUUGGAAUGAAUUACAGUCAAGCACAACAGAUCUGUUACAAGUACAUGUAAUAGGUUGUAACAUCCCUGUGAUUAUUUUACAAAAGUGGUUGAAAGAUAUAAUUAAACAUCCUUACAAUUAAA